GUCUACGGCGGCUGCAUGAGCGAGAGUCAGUGUCUGAGUAAUGUCGGAAAAAGACCAGAUGAUCAACAGAGAUUUGGACCCCGAGAUAAAGCGUCCUAUAUGCUGUAGCUGCUACACAGUUAUCAAGAUCAUUGUCAUCUCCUUUACUAUUGCCUUCGGUAUAGCAACCAUAGUACUAGCAGUACGACUACGUGGCUGCGACUCAAAGCCCAAGAGGGUGGUGCACCAACAGUGUAAUACGAGCUCUCUAGAUGACGCGGAGGUCCAAGACAUCAUCAUCGUCGGCGGAGGCCCCGCUGGAAUGUUUGCUGGUUACCGCCUCAAAAAAGAAAAAGGAUCACUACACAAAGUUCUAGUACUGGAGGCGACCAAUCGCAUCGGAGGACGACUGUAUUCAGAAAAAUUGCCGGGCAUCGAGUCCCACGUCGCAGAACUGGGUGGAAUGCGCUACAUUCCAGACAUUCAAACUUACACAGAAAAAGUGAUCAACGAAAUGAAUAUUGUUACCGUAACGUUUCCUGCGGAUGAAGAAAACGAGGCCAGACCAUAUUUACUGCGCAAUGUGUUUGUUCAGCAAAAGGAUCUUAAGACAGCAGGAAAAGCUGCUUACAAGCUAAACAAGGACGAAGAAGAUCUAACUCCUCGCCAAGUUGGAAGGAAAGUGAUGGAAGCUAUCGUACCAUCAGAUCAGAUGGAUCGGGAUCCAGAUAAGAUGAUGACAGUCGAUGGGUUUCCUCUGCUUCAUUACGGAACGUUGAAUACUUUCAACUUAGCAAAUGCCAGUGAUGACGCACACAACUAUGUCAGAGACGGAAAUGGAUAUUCAAUUGCAAAUAUUAACUACAAUGCUGCUACCGGUAUUGAAGAGACUCGAUUAACUACGGGCAUUGACGUAAAUUACAGUACACCGACUGAUGGAAUGGCAGCAAUACCAAUAACACUAGCAAAGCGGUUUGAAAGCUUGGGUGGCAGAAUUAAAAAGAAUACAACUGUAACUGCAAUAAUUGAGUGCAAGCACCAAAGCAAGGGAAACGUGUAUCAACUGACAACCUACAACUAUGAGACGCGGAAGAAGGUACGAUACUUUGCUCAUAAAGUUAUUUUGGCUGUGACAAGAUCACAGUUGAAGAGAAUACAUUGGGACGCACUGUGGACAUCUCCAAAGAGGCAAUUGGUAGAUGCGGUCAUAAGUCAUCAAGCUGCUAAAAUAUUUCUAGCGUUUGAAGAGCCAUGGUGGCGCAAAGAGAGUCUGCAAUACUUAAACCUGACUCAAGGUCGUUCCGUCUCUAGCCUUCCUACCAGACAAACAUAUUACUUCACUGCACCAAAUCCAGCUGUCAACAACCGCUCGUUCGUCAUGCUUUACAAUGACGGCCCGUUUGCUAGAUUUUGGGAAACUUUGGCUUCCGACUCUUUCAACAAGUUUCCCACUUCUAAUUCGGCCAUAUUUCCUAUGACUGACACUCUGGUAAAGGAAGCAGUCAGAGAGUUGGCUCUCAAUCACAACACAACAGAGAAAGUCAUUGGUCGGCCAUACUUCGGAUGGAUUAUGGUGUGGGACAAUGAUCUGCUACCAAGAAAAGUUGAAGGAUAUGGUCCUUACAUGCCAAGUGAGUCAUAUGCUUUGUGGGCUCCUGGAUACAACUACACAGAAGUAACGAGAAACAUUAUUAGAUUGGACGAGGACCAGGACAUCUUCAUCUGUGGAUCGGUUUACUCUAUUCAGCAGGGAUGGGUUGAAGGUGCACUACAGCAUGCUGAUACAAUGUUGACCACUUACUUCAAUCUUUCUUCCUACUUAUCGCCAUCUGAGAUGCAAGCAAUGAAAGAAUCGUAUUACGCCAAUAGAAGGGUUCCUUUCUAUCCGUAGCAUAUGAAAGUCUCAACCCUGCACGGUUUCACUAACUUAGCUAGAAAAACAACUUUAGACUAGUCGUGAUUGUGCUACUAGAUGGACGCGUCUUUGUUCUGCCUCAGGAUUAGAGUUUUGUGCCGUUUGACUUUGUAGGCUACAUUUAUCAUUUUAGGCUGUCGUCUUUGUAUAGCAAUUCAAUACUAAUAUCUGUGGGCAUCUUA
Corticium candelabrum is the source of this 2076-nucleotide messenger RNA. Its product is annotated as aplysianin-A-like. The transcript has 7 exons. Gene Ontology annotation, molecular function: oxidoreductase activity. The record is from RefSeq and is a predicted model, not a curated record. The coding region runs from base 41 to 1870 and encodes 609 amino acids. Lineage: Eukaryota; Metazoa; Porifera; Homoscleromorpha; Homosclerophorida; Plakinidae.